GUCGCGCGUGGUCAUCGGCGCCGCCCGCCCCGUCGGCCGCGCUGGUGCAGCCGUGGCCCCCCCGCAGGCCAGCAGUGCCAAGAGGAGCCCCGGGCUCGUCCGCGGCCAGGGACUCUCGAAGAGCAGCCCGUCGCUCGGCUUGGCGCCUCUGAGUCUGAGGCACCCGCGCUCGCCCAACGGCUGGUCCUCGACAAAGGUGAUGCCGCCUCCAGCUGCCGACUGGAUGGGCGCGCUGCAGGCCAGGGUCGCGGCAGCGGCCGCAGCCCACGGUGCGUCCGCCAUGAUGAUGGACCUGGGGCUCGACGUGGCAGCUCCUGCGCCGGUGCCUCCGGGUGGCCCCCUGCGGGCCGUGCCCGGCCUGAGGGCGCUCGCCAAGGUCGCCUCCGAGGGGUCGCUCAGUCUCGCCGGCUGCCUCCCGGGCGCGUGCGGCCUGGAGGGUGGCCGCCUGCUCCAGCCGCGCAUCGUCUGCUCGAGGAAGAAGGUGCCGCCCGGCGCCCUCCCGGCGCUGCCGGGCCAGGGGGCGGGCCUGCUGCAGCAGAGCCUGGCGGCGGGGUGGGCCGCGCCAGGGCCCAGGUUCGCGGCGUGGGCCGCAGUCUCGUGA
This is a messenger RNA of Prorocentrum cordatum, 601 nucleotides long. The record is from the annotation of a GenBank genome assembly. NCBI's taxonomy places the organism in Eukaryota, Dinophyceae, Prorocentrales, Prorocentraceae.